AAAUGAUGUCGCGAGCGUGCCCACAAUUGAUUUCGCUUUCAAAAAAGCAGUUUGCGGCAGGAUUUUCAACAUGUCAGCGGAUGUAUCAGAAAUAUAAUGAGCCUCUUUCAGGCCACGAAAUGCCAAGAGCAGGAGGAAUUGCCUCGAUGAUGAGAUUACCAGUUCAAAACAAUACAGAAGGACUUGAUGCCUGUUUUGUUGGGGUGCCCCUGGACAUUGGGACGUCAAAUAGAUCAGGAACCAGGCAUGGACCACGUCAAAUAAGAUGUGAAUCUUCGCUCAUUAGGAAGGUGAACAUUGCCACAGGUGCAUGCCCAUUUGACUCGAUGCAAGUUGCAGAUGUUGGAGAUGUAAACCUGAAUCUGUACAAUCUCCCAAAGGCUUGUGAAGACAUCAGGAAACAUUUUCUAGGCCUCGUACAGGCAGGUUGUGUGCCUCUUGCGUUGGGCGGGGAUCACACCAUGACCUACCCCAUACUGCAAGCCAUUAAGGAGAAACAUGGCCCUGUAGGUCUGGUCCAUAUUGACGCCCACGCUGACACCAAUGACAAGAUGCUGGGAGAAUCAAUCGCCCAUGGAACGCCAUUCCGCCGUGCCUUCGAGGAGGGAUGUUUGGUUGGGAACAAGGUCAUACAGAUUGGUCUGCGAGGAUCUAACUAUACACUGGAUGACUACGAGUGGGGAAAGAAACAGGGUUUCCGCAUUGUUGAAGCCUUUGAGUGCUGGCAUAAGUCCCUGAGCCCACUGAUGGAGGAAGUGCGAGUGAUGAUGGGCGACCACCCAGUCUACAUAUCUUUUGACAUUGACGGCCUUGACCCAUGCUUUGCCCCUGGGACAGGUACCCCAGAGAUUGGCGGGCUGACAUCCAUACAGGGACUGGAGAUCGUGAGGGGCUGCAGGGGUCUCAACAUUGUUGGCGGGGACCUAGUGGAGGUAUCCCCACCCUACGACUUUCAAGGGACAACAGCCCUUACAGCCGCCAACCUGCUCUUCGAGAUGUUGUGUGUUCUUCCUAAAGUCAAAUAUGGGCUCAGAUAAAUAGUAUACAAUUAAACAUACACUAAAAAUGCAUUUUAUAAAACAGUGAUCACAUCUAUUUCUUAGAGUUGUGGUAUAAGGGUUUAUUUACAUUAUUUAUUCUAUGGAUUAACAUUCAUGCUGUACAAGUAUGAAUUUGCUCAAUUGCUUGUUGCUUGUAAUGAAACCUAUACGUCGUAUCUACAGCUACACAUAAAUGUUGAAUGUUAUACAGUAUAUAUACAUGCAUGCUUGUAAUGGCUACUACUGGGUUUUGUAUUUUUUUCAUGGUGAUUUAUAUUUUUAUUUGUUAAAUACAUACACAUGAACAUGAUUGUAUGUUUCAUUCAGUGUAUUGUGAUAACAGUUUGAUAUGUUGGAAACGUUUUUGUUUAAUAUUAUCAAAUAUAAUAAUUUUAAAUGGA
Mya arenaria is the source of this 1441-nucleotide messenger RNA. Its product is annotated as guanidinobutyrase-like. The record is from RefSeq and is a predicted model, not a curated record. Lineage: Eukaryota; Metazoa; Mollusca; Bivalvia; Myida; Myidae. Gene Ontology annotation, molecular function: agmatinase activity; metal ion binding. Bases 3 to 1037 code for a protein of 344 amino acids. The transcript is spliced from 7 exons.